This is a messenger RNA of Komagataella phaffii GS115, 1806 nucleotides long. RefSeq lists its product as uncharacterized. The coding region runs from base 1 to 1806 and encodes 601 amino acids. Gene Ontology annotation, biological process: ubiquitin-dependent endocytosis. Gene Ontology annotation, molecular function: ubiquitin protein ligase binding; protein-macromolecule adaptor activity. Lineage: Eukaryota; Fungi; Ascomycota; Pichiomycetes; Pichiales; Pichiaceae. The transcript has a single exon. Gene Ontology annotation, cellular component: cytoplasm; plasma membrane; cytosol. The record is from RefSeq and is a predicted model, not a curated record.
AUGUUUAAGAGUCACCCAACUGUGGCAUUGUUUGAUAUUCGCAUCCAGUCUCCUUACAAGGAUACUUUGCUAGUCAGUAGCCUAGAGAAUGAUAACCAGCCCACACCUUUAUCAGGGUCGCUGGUCUUUUCGUUGUCAGAAGAUAUAAUUGUCAAAUCGAUAAGUCUUAAGCUUCUGGGUACUUUCAAGCUUGACUUUUUAAAACAACUUCAUGACAAUAACAGAUUGGUAGCUACGACUGCGGUAAAGGAAAAUGGCACUGUCUUAGAGGUAGACUGGGCAAAUUUACUAACAACAAGUGAUGGAUCUAUUACGAGUGGCGACUACGGCCAGAAACCAAAAUUCAGAUAUGCUCAUCCAACAGAUUUUCUCAACGAUUUGUUGAAUGACCCACAUUUACCAUCUAAUGAUUUUAUUGGAGGCAGGAACAACACUAAAAUAAAUUUUAAAAAAGGACAGCAUAUAAACUUCCCUUCUUGCCCUCCAAACACAACUCCGUUCGAUAGUUCGGUACAAGGAUGUUUGUUUAAGCUAAGUCAAGGGAAUUAUGCUCUACCAUUUCAAGUGUCUCUCCCUGCAAAUGUUCCAGACACUGUAGAGGGCUUGAGAUCUGGAUCUAUUUUAUACAAACUUCAUGGAGUAUUGAAUGUGGCUAAAGGCAAAGAGAUUUCAACUUAUAAGUAUUUGAGAAUUUUUCGAACUCAACUUCAAUCAUCACUAGCCCUCUCUCAAGAAUGUGUUCUGGAGGAUAAUUGGGCUGACAAACUACAAUACCAAAUUACUUUACCAUCAAAAGGUAUUCCCAUCGCUGGGCAGGCUACUGUCCAGAUCUUAAUCAUACCUUUCACGAAAGAGUUAAAGCUCGGAAAGAUAAGGAUAUCUCUCGAACAGUAUUUUUGGCUUCAGAACUCUCAUGCUCAAAUAUUUGGAGAUUCGUCAGUUGUUUUCCGCAAGAAUAUAGCUGUUUCUACUGAUGAUCUGGGGCAGGAUCGCUGGGAUAUUUUGAGAACUUUUGAUAUACCUUCAAACUUAAAAGAAAUAACUCAAAGUGUCGAAGUUAGAGAUAAUCUGUUAACCGUGAAACAUAAACUGAAAAUAUGCAUUGAACUAAUUUUGGAUGGGGUCACAUCUGAAGUACGAGCAUCUGUUCCAGUUACAGUAUACAUAUCAACCAGUAAUGAUGUUACAGGGCGCUCUAUUCAAGUGGAUAAGUUGGGACGAUUUAGAAUCAAACCAAGGGAAGAGAUCAAAUUGUUUGGAGAUGCAGAGUUUAGAAAACAUGUCAGGCCUCCAAAUGACCAGCCUCCUCCAGUAUAUGACAGCCACGUAUACGAUCCCAAGCUGGAAGGAACUGCCCCCGCAUCACGCUCGCCAAUACUCUCGCGUAGUUUGACUCCUCUGGGUUCUCCAGGGAUGACAGAUAUCGUUGAUUCAGAGUUAGAAAUAUACCCUUUAGAGCUGGAUUCUUGUACUUCCUCUCCGAGAUUCCAGGACCAGACUAUCGACAGUAAUCCCCCGAAUUAUAUUCGGGCAGUUGGUUCCGAUAGUGCAACACCGGAUCUUGCUCCAUUAUAUACAGGAGGGUUGGGCCCCGAGGAGCUUAACGAGAUAAACAACCGAUUGAAAGAAUUCGGAGUCACUACAACGUCAUCUAGCUCAAAUACCACUCUUUCAUCUAGACCCAAGUUGUUAAAGACAUUGUCAGGAAACAGUUUUUUUAGGAGUAAAAACUUCACUGGCCACACCAAACCUUCAUCAGGGCACACAAGUUCGACAUCAAUUAACAAUUUAUUGAAGAAGAAGUAA